Messenger RNA from Rubroshorea leprosula, 1937 nucleotides. NCBI's taxonomy places the organism in Eukaryota, Viridiplantae, Streptophyta, Magnoliopsida, Malvales, Dipterocarpaceae. The record is from the annotation of a GenBank genome assembly.
AUCUUGGGGAUUUUUGAGUUAAGCAAAUCUCUGAAGAGAUACGGUUGAGCUUCCCAUAUCUCUCUGCCUUCCCUGUCAUAAAUGCUGGAUCAGCAUUCGAGGGACGUGACAGCUAAAGUCGGUGCACGUUAUGCAGGGGAGGCGUUAAGCGUUUGCCACGUGUGGGACGCUAGUUGGCGCGUCAGAAACACGCGUACGGCCAUUAACGCUACUAUCCUUCUCUGCCCUGAAGAACAGCACACCGAAUCGACUUCACAUCCAUUUCAGGAUGUACCGGAAACAACGGCGUCUGAGAACAGCGCCAGUUCCAGCGCCAGCGACAACGGUGACGACCACCGUGGUGCGUUGCCGAGCAGCUCGUCUAGCGAAGAGACACCCAGCCGUGAAGAAGGGGUGGGGGACGUGGUGAGCAGUAUCUCAGAUCGGCCGCUGACUGGGGAAUGGGAAAGCACAACGAUCCCGGGCAGGCUGAGCAACCUGCGAAAAGCACCAAAGGACCUGCCCGCUGGAUUCAGGUUCAGGGCCGCACUUCAUCACGAAGUAGCAGAUUGUACGCCCUCUAUAAGCGGAUAUAAAAGGCUCGAGGAGAUGGUGAGGGUGUACCACAUCCCCAAAACCAUACUGCUGCGGACUGGCGGGCAGAACGAAAGGGCGUGCACGGUGUCGCGGACGGGCUGGAUCCCAGUAUAUGCGGACCACUUUGACGCCGGCCUGCGGUUUCCCCUGCCUGGCCUGGUGUUCGAUCUGCUCGCAGAAUACGAGCUGGCGCUGACGCAGCUAACGCCCAACAGCAUAAGGUUCAUCAUGGGCUUUAUGCUGUUGUGCGCAAGACUGGAGGUGCCAGCGAAAGCGAUAGUGUUCAGGGACAAGAGCCAGCUCUUCAAAAACGUGAGGAACAAAGUGGCGAGGUGGAAGAGACAAUUUAUUUUUGUUCGCGACACACGAGCAGAAAGGAUAAGCAAUGACCUCGCUGCCCGGCUGUCUGAGUGGCGCACGCCAAACGCCCACAUCAACUAUCCACAGCUGCUGCCGCGGGAUGUAGAUCUGAAAAACCAGCUGCUUAAGUAUGCGCAGGGGGAGGGUUUGAUAGAUCUAGAGGCCCUGGUUACCUCGGAGCAGCUCGCCGUGUUCGGGUUUGUCGAUGUGACAAACCUGAUCAGCGAAGAUAUAUUUUCAUCAUAUAACAUGGAUUCUAGCCGAGCUGAGGCUUAUACGUUUUUUUGUGCAGGAGAAAUGAGUAGCAUCUUGGAACGCCAGCGUCAGCGAGCCCAGAGUUCGCGAGGCCGCGCGCCGGGCAGCACACAACCCCGUCAGACAAGCAUCGGAGUGUCUACCACGAAAAUCACCCUCAAGGCUUUGCAUGUUUAUUGGACAAGAAGAUCUGAGCAAAGAAGGCCUUGAAGGUUUUCAGCAACAACAGAUGUCAAAUGGCAUAGGAGAUAGUUAUUGUUUUGGUCGCUGCCAUUAAGGAGUCUUGUUAUUGGUGUUGCGAUGAACGGAUCAAUGUGAUGGUGGUUAGGGGUUGCUGUGGUCCUUUUUAGUAAGUUGGACCUCCAAAGGAUUGUGGUGUUGCCAUCAAAUUUUGUUCGUUGGUGUGGGUUGCACUGGUUAGUGGUGGAAGGGGUGGUAGGUGUUGUUUUGGGCAGUUUGUUUGUGGAGGUGGUGUUUCAUGGGGGAACAUUUUUAUGUUCCCAUUCUAGGUGAUUGCUAUCAUAAAAAGCUAUUAUUGGUGUUGGGUGUGCCAUAAUAGUUUAUAACUAACACUGAACGGGCAGGAGAGUAACUAAGCAUGCUGUAUCGUAUUUAGCUAUUCUUUUCUAGUGUUUUUUUAUUAUUUGGGCUAUUUUUGUGCCUCAAAGUUGUUAUUAAUUGUAGCAGAUAAGAGUGACAGUUUUGCUAGAUUGCCUCUUUCACCGGUAUAAAAUUUUUUUUAAUGU